AUGACCACCCUAACAUCUGGCCCCGUCUGCCGGUACAAAUUCACGAUCCUGCCCGAGUACUUUGUGAACUACUACAAGGUUGCCGAUGCCAGUCCAAACGGAAAAGCAACUACGCAGCCAGGCCUCGGACUCCUCGACCUGCACUUUGGAGACGCAGCGGCUGAUGUAGCAGCCGAGGGUGAAACCAAGCCCUGGGAACGAUUCGCUUCUCAUGUGAGGAAGCUCAACGCGGAGAGCCCUGACGGCGUGGACUUCAAGGUCUUGUACCUGACUAGGCACGGACUCGGAUACCACAACGUUCAAGCAGCCAAGGUCGGGACGGCUGAGUGGGAUAGGUACUGGUCCCACCUCGAUGGCGACGGCGUCGUUACCUGGCUCGACGCGGCGCUCGUCGACACAGGCAUUCAGCAGGCAAGAGACCUGAGCACCUUCUGGACGCGUGCAACCUCCACCACCGCCGAGGGCGAGGGCGUUCCCUUGCCGGAAUCCUUCUACACGAGCCCUCUCCGCCGGUGCCUCGAGACGAGUAAUCUCGCCUUUGGGCCCCUCGUCGAAUCCAGGGGCGCGGGCCGGGACUUCCGACCUCUCGUCAAAGAAGGACUGAGGGAGCGCCUGACAGACCACACGUGCGACAAGAGGAGCUCGCGGAGCUGGAUCGAGGGUGCGUAUCCGCGUUAUCAUAUAGAGCCUGGCUUCACGGAGGAGGACCGGCUUUGGAAGGCGGAUCGGUUUGAGACGACGGAGGAGCACGUCGCGAGGAAGCAGCUUGUGCUAGAGGAGAUUUUCUCGACGGAUUCAGGGCAGUUUUUGUCGUUGACGGUGCACUCGUAUGCUAUCUCGGCUAUACUGAUGGUUGGUGGGCAGGAGGAGUUCAGGGUCAGGGAAGGAUCUUCGAUUGCUUUGCUGGUUCGCGGAGAUAAAGUAGGAAAUAGAUAA
Messenger RNA from Colletotrichum paranaense, 936 nucleotides. Its product is annotated as phosphoglycerate mutase. The record is from RefSeq and is a predicted model, not a curated record. Gene Ontology annotation, molecular function: phosphatase activity. Lineage: Eukaryota; Fungi; Ascomycota; Sordariomycetes; Glomerellales; Glomerellaceae. The coding region runs from base 1 to 936 and encodes 311 amino acids. The transcript is spliced from 2 exons. Gene Ontology annotation, cellular component: cytoplasm.